CGGCAGCGAAAGGAGGAGAACUGGACAGUGAUAACCUUAUCAGUUCCUCAGGCUCUCUAGAGCAGCACGGCGCUUUGUUGUGUCUGUGGCCCUCCUCAAUUUCGUAUCCCAAACUCAAUCCACCAAAACCCUAAAGCAUCAAUCAUUCACCCAAAACCUCAUUUCAAUUCUCUCUCUCUCUCUCUCUCUCUCUCUCUCUCUCUCGCUGUAUAUCUGUGUCUCUGUUCUCCUUUUUGGUACAAAACAAGCGCUUGAAUCCAUGGAGUCCAAGCCCGCUGUCCCUCUUUCCGCAACCGAAGUUACGUCGUUUCACCGCUCCAACUCGUCAGGUUCUUCCCCUUCUUCUCUCUCUUAUCCCAUCAGAGCUCCUGUUUCUUUUGAUUCUGAUGACGAAAAUGAUGUCAAAACCAAUGAUUUAAAGAUAAACGGUAAGACUAGUAGUAAAGGUAGUGUGAGCAGUAGUAGCAGUGAAGAGGGUUUUGUGAGUGGGGAUGAGGGCUUCGAAACGGCGUCGGAGAGGCCGGUUGUCGGUGACCCAGAUGAAGAAACCCUAGAAAAAGCCAUGGACAUGGAAGAUAUCGAUUCCUCUUUCGUUGAAUCCUUUAUGGGUUCGGCCCCGGAGGCGUUAAUGCCUAUUGCGAAGGUUUCUUCUGAUGAUGAUGGUGACAGUGUUGUGAAGUCGCCUAAAGGUGGGCUUUCUGAGGGUGAAGAAGUAGAAGAAGAUGGAGAUUUGGUGGCGAAGGAGUCUUCUGUUGUUGAAAAUCCUGAGAUUGGGGCAGUGGUUUUGGGCGAAAACGCGAAUUUGGGUGGAGUGUUGGAUGAAAAUGCUGUUGGUGUUACCGAGGAGACUGAGGUUGAGGCUUUAGGGGAUGGUGAUAGGGAUAAGGCACUUGAGAAUCUGAAAAAGUCGAUAGAGGGUGUGAACACUGAGAUUGAAGAAGUCCUGGUGCCCGAAAAGCCAGAGGUAGAAGGGAUUGAAUUGAAGGACGAGGGUUCUUUGGAAGAGCAGAAAGUUGAGGUUUCAGACGGCUAUAUGCAGCCCUCCGAAAUGGUUGAAGGGAGCUCAGUUACAGAUGAUGGAACUGCUGAAAUUAGUUCUCUUUCCUUAGAACCAGCAGAUAAUAAGUUGGUGGAAGUUAGUGGUGUGAAUUCUGAGAAUGGAGGAGACUCUGUUGUGGAUGCCAUACAUGUUGACCCGUUGAGUUCUGAUGUUGGGGAUGCUGAAGGAAGUAAGGAUUUUGAAGCAGAAGGGAUGGGGGUACUCGUUGAUGGAAGUGUACCUUUGGAUAACGGAUUUGACAAGACUAGCUGUGAUGCUGAAGAACUUCUUGAUUCCGAGCAUGUUGAGGUACAUACGGGCUUUGAGAAGAGUGUUCAAUCUGCAAGCAACUUUAAUGUUGAGGCUGCUGCAAUGGCACCCUGCCAAGAGAAAGCUGAUGAAAAUUUUGAUGGUGAAGCUAUUGUAGUUAAUGCUGUGGUGAAAGAUGACCAGACUGGCGUUAAAAUGGACGCUUGCACUGAUAAAGAUCAUUCCCUUGUAAGGGCUCCCGGUGAUGAUUUAGAAGAUGGAGACUCGCGCAACAUGCAACCACUUGAGUCUGCUGAGCUGAGUUCAAUGCUAAACCAAGAAUUGACGCUGGAAAGUGAAGCUAAAGCAAAUCAUUAUCCAGAUGAAGGUGACACUGAAGGCUCAGUGACAGAUGGGGAGACUGAAGGCAUGAUCUUUGAAAGCUCAGAAGCUGCCAAACAAUUCUUGGAGGAGUUGGAACGUGGAACAGGAACUGGUUCCCACACUGGUGUGGAGAGUUAUCAUGAACACUCGCAGAGGAUGGAUGGUCAGAUUGUCACAGACUCAGAUGAGGAAGCAGAUACUGAUGAAGAAGGAGACGGGAAGGAGCUAUUUGAUUCUAAUGCAUUGGCUGCUCUGUUGAAGGCAGCAACCAGUAGUACCUCAGACUCUGGCAAUAUUACAAUCACCUCUCAAGAUGGAGCCAGGAUUUUCUCACUUGAGCGUCCGGCUGGUUUGGGAUCCUCGCUCCAGUCUCUGAGACCUGUUUCCCAACCAAACCGUUCCAACCUUUUUACUUCCUCCAAUUCCAAUCUCAUGGUUGGGGGAGAGGCAGAGAACAACCUUACCGAAGAAGAAAAGAAGAAGCUCGAAAAGAUACAGCAAAUACGGGUGAAGUUUUUGAGGCUUGUUCAGCGACUAGGCUACUCAGCUGAAGAUUCCAUAGCACAGCAGGUACUAUAUCGGUUGGCACUUGCUGCAGGGAGGCAAACCAGUCAAUCAUUUAGCGUUGAUGCUGCAAAGAGGACAGCUCUACAGCUUGAAGCAGAGGGAAAUGAUAAUUUUAACUUUUCCUUGAACAUCCUUGUUCUCGGUAAAUCUGGAGUGGGGAAGAGUGCUACAAUAAAUUCUAUUUUUGGUGAAGAGAGGUCUCUAGUUGGCACAUUUGAGCCUGCCACAACUGCUGUGAAAGAGAUUGUUGGAAAAGCGGAAGGCGUUGAGAUUAGGGUUUUUGACUCGCCAGGUCUCAGGUCUUCCAUAAUGGAACAAGGUUUCAAUCGCAAAGUCUUAUCUUCCAUAAAGAAGAGCACAAAGAGUUCUCCCCCAGAUAUUGUGCUCUACGUGGAUCGCAUGGACACCCAGACUAGAGAUCUUAAUGAACUUCCGUUGUUAAGGACAAUCACUAGUUCUCUUGGUUCCUCCAUCUGGCGAAGUGCCAUUGUCACUCUUACUCAUGCUGCAUCUGCACCGCCAGAUGGACCAUCUGGCUCUCCCAUGAGUUAUGAGGCGUUCGUUGCUCAACGAUCCCAUGCUGUUCAACGGUCAAUAGGACAAGCUGUUGGUGAUCUGCGGUUAAUGAAUCCAGGUUUGAUGAAUCCAGUUACUCUUGUUGAGAACCAUCCUUCCUGUCGAAAGAACAGAGAGGGCCAAAAGGUCCUCCCCAAUGGCCAAUGUUGGAGACCACAAUUACUGCUAUUGUGCUACUCUAUGAAGAUCUUAUCGGAAGUGAGUUCUCUAUCAAAAGCUCAAGAUCCGUUUGACCACCGUAAGCUCUUUGGAUUCCGUGUUCGUUCUCCUCCGCUGCCAUAUUUGUUAUCUUGGUUGUUGCAGUCUCGUUCACACCCAAAACUCUCAGCUGAUCAGGGUGGUGAGAAUGGUGACUCUGAUAUUGACUUGGAUGAUUUGUCUGAUACUGAACAAGAGGAUGAUGAAGACGAGUAUGACCAGCUACCACCAUUUAAGCCUUUAAAGAAAUCUCAGAUUGCUAAGCUUAGUAAAGAACAGAGAAAGGCAUACUUUGAGGAGUAUGAUUAUCGAGUGAAACUCCUUCAAAAGAAGCAGUGGAGAGAAGAGUUGAGAAGAAUGAGGGAGAUGAAGAAGAAAGGUAAUAAUGUUGUUGGUGCUGACGAUUAUGGUUACAUGGGGGAAGAUAUCGAUCAGGAAAAUGGAGGUCCAGCAGCUGUGCCAGUUCCAUUGCCUGAUAUGGUCCUCCCACCUUCCUUUGAUGGUGAUAAUCCAGCUUACAGAUACCGGUUCUUAGAGCCAACUUCACAGUUUCUGGCGAGGCCUGUUUUGGACACCCAUGGUUGGGACCAUGAUUGUGGGUAUGAUGGUGUCAACCUUGAGCAGGCUCUAGCCAUUGUGGGUCGGUUUCCUGCAGCGGUUGCUGUACAAAUCACCAAGGAUAAGAAAGAGUUUAACAUCCAUUUGGAUUCUUCAGUUUCCGCCAAGCAUGGGGAGAAUGGUUCAAGUAUGGUGGGCUUUGAUAUCCAAAAUAUCGGCAAGCAACUCGCUUACAUCCUCAGAGGUGAAACCAAAUUCAAUAGUUGGAAAAAGAACAAAACAGCUGCUGGAGUCUCUGUUACAUUCUUGGGUGAAAAUAUUGCUCCUGGGGUUAAAAUUGAGGAUCAGAUUGCACUUGGAAAGCGCCUGAUUUUGGUUGGUAGUGCUGGGACUGUCCGAUCUCAGGGUGAUGCGGCUUAUGGAGCCAACCUGGAAGUACGGCUCAGAGAACCUGAUUACCCAAUUGGCCAGGACCAAUCCACAUUGGGCCUGUCUCUGGUGAAGUGGAGAGGGGAUUUGGCACUUGGGGCCAACCUCCAGUCUCAGUUCUCCAUUGGAAGGAGCUCUAAGAUGGCUGUUCGUGCAGCACUGAAUAACAAGCUCAGUGGGCAGAUCUCCAUCAGAAUAAGCAGCUCAGAGCAGCUUCAGAUUGCGCUAAUGGGUAUUCUUCCAGUUGCAAUGGCUAUCUAUAAGAAUAUCUGGCCAGGUGUUAGUGAGAAUUACUCAAUUUACUAGAUCCUAUUCUUGUUGCCUUCAUCAACUAGAUUGCAACUGAAGCACCAUCUAGAUGUUGUUCUUUCAAUUUCUUGAAUAAUGUUUAUUUUUCUAUUCAAUUAAGUACUGCUCUUGCUAUAUUUUGCGUGAUAAAUUGUACUGAAAUUGAGAUGAAGAAACUACUUUAUUAGUCUUGCUCUAUCAAAUAACUACAAUUUUGGCGCAGUGCAUACAUAAAA
Malania oleifera is the source of this 4524-nucleotide messenger RNA. RefSeq names its product translocase of chloroplast 159, chloroplastic. Gene Ontology annotation, biological process: protein targeting to chloroplast. The transcript has a single exon. The coding region runs from base 260 to 4306 and encodes 1348 amino acids. Lineage: Eukaryota; Viridiplantae; Streptophyta; Magnoliopsida; Santalales; Ximeniaceae. Gene Ontology annotation, molecular function: GTPase activity; GTP binding. Gene Ontology annotation, cellular component: chloroplast outer membrane. The record is from RefSeq and is a predicted model, not a curated record.